This is a messenger RNA of Adelges cooleyi (spruce gall adelgid), 2529 nucleotides long. Its product is annotated as A disintegrin and metalloproteinase with thrombospondin motifs adt-2-like. Gene Ontology annotation, cellular component: extracellular matrix. Bases 5 to 2368 code for a protein of 787 amino acids. Gene Ontology annotation, biological process: proteolysis; extracellular matrix organization. The record is from RefSeq and is a predicted model, not a curated record. Gene Ontology annotation, molecular function: metalloendopeptidase activity. Lineage: Eukaryota; Metazoa; Arthropoda; Insecta; Hemiptera; Adelgidae. The transcript has 17 exons.
AGCAAUGAAGACAGUCGUGGCAGCAGUGUUCGCAGCAGCUCUGGUCAGCUCGGUUUUAGGUCUGGAUAACGUUUACCAGAAUCUACACGAGUCAAUGACCAAAGAUGAAAUCGACUACUAUUUUGGAGUGUCCGACUCGGUGGAUGUACCCGAAUACGAUAUCGUCACGUUAACCAAUCCGGCCGAUCGUCCCGACUGUUCGUUUUUGGCUUUUGGAAGAUCUGUUCGUUUAUACCUAGAACCGAAUGAUCGUUUGAUUAGCGAUAAUUUCCAGUGGACAAUAAGAGACGGCGGCGAGGAAUUGGUCGAGUUGAAUAGGAAAUCUCCAAAAAGGUGUCACUACAUGCAUCGAACACGGGAUAACUAUGAAGAUGUUGCAGCGGCUUUUACAUACUGUCCGGGCAGUUCCAAAAGCGGUAUUGUUUUCUUACCAGACGUCACGUUCGAAUUGCAAUCGGUUACUCCGAGGUUGUGUAAGUAUCGGUGCGGUUAUGGCAACGAAAAUGCAUUCAUUUUGAAACGAGCGCCGACGGUAAAUCACACGUGGACCGACGGAUUCGACACACUGCCGUCGAAGGAACACCGCGUUUCCGUUUCGCCGGAUCUUUUUAAGGAACAAUCGAAAUCCCACGACAAGUCCGACCGAGCCAGUGCCGUUUUGGAAACGGCUCUAUUUUUCGACGAGUCGGCUUACAAGACCUUCUCGCCUUACUUCAAGCACGACGACGAACAGCUGGUCGACAUGAUUCUAGCAUACGUCAACGCCGUGCAAGCGUUGUACCAUCAUCCGAGUCUGGGCCAAAGACUCGAUAUCGUGAUGACAAAACUUGAAAUAUUCAAAAAACAACCGGUCGACUUGCCUCAUCAUGACGGGGAAAGGAAUUUGCUGUUGGAUUCGUUCUGCUCGUUUAAUAAGAAAUACCGGAAAAACGACCAAUGGGACAUAGGACUAUACAUUUCCGGCUUAGAUUUUUACUCGAUCGAAAACGGUCAAUGGACUGGUUCUACAAUGGGUUUAGCAACUGUCGGUGGCGUUUGCUCUGAAAAAUAUUCAUGCAUCAUAGCUGAAUUUGGCUCCACAAACGUUCUGGGCAAACCUUAUCCGUCGGCUGGCUUCACGUCUGUUUAUAUUUUAGCCCACGAAAUCGGUCACAGUCUAGGUAUGCACCACGACGGAAGCUCGAACAACUGUCCGACAGAAGGAUUUAUUAUGUCACCUUCGAGGGGAAUGACCGGCGAGCUACUUUGGUCGGAUUGCAGUGCUCAAGUGGCUUCAAGUUUUCAUAAGCUUGACUGUCUUUUCAAAACCAACAAACACCGUUCUGGCGAACUCGUCAAGUUGGACCACGGUAAAUAUGCCGACAAACCCGGCCAAGCUUGGGAUGCAAAAAAACAAUGCGAAUUGCUUCUGUUGGACAGCGAUGCCAAAGUAAAGAAUACAGAAACAACAUCACCGGGAUCGUCUAAGACGCAAUCAGAGGAUGUUUGCGAAAAUUUACAAUGCGAAACGCCAAACCGCCUUGGAUAUUAUUUUGCUGGUCCGGCGUUGGAAGGGACUACUUGCGGACCGAACUCAUGGUGUGUAGCGGGAAAAUGUGUCAAAGGCAAACCGAAAAAACCGAAAAAGAUCAUAAGGGGUGGUUGGGGACCGUGGAAGGUUCACGAGUGCACUUCGGGGUGUAUUCAUAAAUCCAAAGGUUUCAGACUGAGAACGAGGAAAUGCGACGACCCGGCGCCCAUAAACACGGACGAAGGUUGCGAAGGACCCAAACAAGAAACCGUCAUCUGCAAAGACGACAAGGUGUGUAAAAAAUCGCAAAAAAUGCUAGUCACCGAAUACGCGACCGGCAAGUGUAAGGAAUUCGGAGACGUGUUGCCGAUGCUCGACGAACAGUACUCUGGUUUGCAAGCACCUCACGAAGAAGCUAGACCUUGGAUGGGGUGUUCGAUAUUCUGCCGUCGUAAGGAUACCGGUUCGUAUUACACACCUAAGCUCGAUGUGGCCGAUUUACCACUAGAUCCAUACUUGCCAGAUGGAACUUGGUGUCAUUUCGCCAACAAUAUCAACUACUAUUGUUUAAAUCACGUUUGUACGGCAGAGAACGAUAUGAAACGGUCGGGCAAGAGUGCAUUUGACACGGGCCGUGAUGUGCCAAUGAUCAAUCAAAAUGCCAAACCUCCAGGACCCUACAGCGUACCGGAAGUGCUAUUGCGGUAUUUGAGUGUGAACCCAGAUGGUACACCUCUGCUGACCACUAUCAGACCGGAAGCGGGAGACCAGCUACACCGGCCGGGGCAAUGGUCCGGUAAAGAUUACAUAGAUAUGCCCACCGGAGAGUUACUGUUUGCAGACUACAACACAUUGUGAACAUUCAAAUUGCUUCUAAAAAGAACCGAGUCCAGUAAACACCUUGUAUAACGAGAGCGGAUCUAUCCAGCAUCUAUCUACGGUUGGGGCACUUAACAUAUGGGCCAAGCCAAGGGGCUAGAAAUGGCUUAGACCCCUUCAAAACUAGCUCUUCAACACAU